Messenger RNA from Trichoderma atroviride IMI 206040, 1125 nucleotides. RefSeq lists its product as uncharacterized. The record is from RefSeq and is a predicted model, not a curated record. Gene Ontology annotation, biological process: mannosyl-inositol phosphorylceramide biosynthetic process. Gene Ontology annotation, molecular function: mannosyltransferase activity. Lineage: Eukaryota; Fungi; Ascomycota; Sordariomycetes; Hypocreales; Hypocreaceae.
AUGCUGUUUUUUCAGCGAUUACGUCGCCUUUAUAUACUAGCAAUUACACUCUUGUUUUGCAUUAUUUUCAUACAGAUUAUCCCAUACUUUGGGCCCGGCCUCAGCAUCUCUAGGCCAUCGAGUUGCCAGCUCCCUGUUACGCCGCCUCACAUAUCCUCCUCCCAUACCUCGAACUGCCCGCUUUUAUCGGCUUCACACCCGCAAGCAGACUCCUCUCAUACAAAGUUAGCAUCAGCCUUGUCACCAGCAGAGCUUCUUUGUCGUUCGCCAAAGCCUUUACCAGGGGGGAUUCCGAAGCUGCUUCACCAAAGUUGGAAAUCAACAGAAUUACCUGCUAAAUUUAAAAAAUGGAGCAAUACAUGUCGCAGGCAGCAUCCUGAUUGGGAGUGGGUUCUCUGGACUGAUGAAGAUAACCUCCAGCUUGUCAAGCAAUACUUUCCGUGGCUCGAGGAUACCUUUUCAAGUCUCCCCGGGAAUAUUUACAGAGCAGAUUUGGCACGGAGUCUUUAUAUGUAUAUUUUUGGCGGCGUUUACGCCGAUUUGGACACCGAAUGUCUGCGCCCUACACUUGAUGCUCUUGCAUCCCAAAACAUUUCUUUGCCCGGUCAACCCAACGAAAGUUCUGGCGAUGAAGCAUCCGUGGCGCGUGUUGCGCUGCUUGGUCGCAUGGGGUCUGAUCCAGCCUUCGAUCACAGCAUACCUAAUGCAUGGAUGGCCGCCUCAGCUGGACAUCCGUUCUUUUUAUUACCAAUGAGCUCUGCGCAAGCAGAGAUACAAAAGAGCAGGCGCAUUCUGCACAGCUGGUGGUACGAUUACCCCUCAGCAGAGCAGUUGACUGGUCCUAUUGCUCUGCUAAAAAAUGUUAAACAAUAUGAAUUUUGCGGCGACGCAGCGAACAAAAUAAUUGUAUUGCCCGACAGUAUGGUAUACCCUUUCAAUUGGAACACCAAAGAAAAUGUGCGAUCUUUGUGUUCAGCUGAGAAGGAGACAUUCAAUGAAACUCUGUGUAAGGAUGUGUUGGAAGUCGACCUAAAAGGUAGCAUUUCCAUAACAUACUGGUCUCAUACUCACAGAGGCAAGGGCGCAGACGUGGAAAACAUAGAACGCAUUAGCCAAGACGGAUAA